UUCUUGUUAGUUUGUUCAGUUCCGGUGAGUGAAAGAAAGAGAUAGAGAGAGAGAGAGAGAGAGAGAGAGAUUGGUUCUUCAGAUCUGAGGAAAAAGAUUAUUGGAACAGAAAAAACCAGGCGGGGAGUCCGAUCCUAGCUUUUGUUUUGGAAUUUUGCGAUUCGAAAAGCAUCGAAGAAGGUGCGUGGAAGAAGAAGAAGAAGAAGAAGAAGAAGAAGAAGAAGCAGUCCUGGAGAAGAAGAGGAAGAGGAAGAAGAAGAAGAAGAGCAGCGCCGUUUUUUUCUUUCUCCACUCAAAUAGAGUCGAAAUAUCCCUGCGGUUUCUGUUCCAUUUUUGGUUUCUCUCUCUAUCCCGCGAAAUAUUGGAAGGACGAAAAUCGUCGAAUGUGUGACGGCUGAAACUAGGUUUUAAGAGUCCAAAGGUUUUACUCCAAGUUCUCCGUUGGUUGUGUCUGGAGGUUGCGCCGCUGAGAUUUCUGUUUCUAUUGAACCCGAAAUUCCCGGAAUAUAGAUUCCUCCGAGCGUCAAGUUGAUCUUGCUUGUCUGGCGGUUGGAGUUUCUUGUCUUCUGCUUUAAAAUUUCUUCUAUACAACAGAGGAUUCAUAACCCUCCGAGUUUUGCUCUUGAGAAUAUCUUCGGGUGGACAAAGUCAGGGUUUGGUUUUAUAUAUUUGCUUUGGUUUGAGGUCGUUUCGCGUUUGAAGAUAAUGUACGGUGUGAACUGUUGAGUCCGAUGAGUUGCAGGAGAUCAAGAGGCGGCAUCCCAUAAAAGUAUACGGUUUUCUUCGAUGCCACCCUGGAAGUAAUCAGUGAAGCGGUUAGAGAAAGAAUCAGCUGGAGUUAAUAGAAGUUGAGGAUUUCUUCUGUUUAGUUUCUUGCUCGUGAUUCAAGCGCAGUUUUUUAGCUUUCUGCUUCCUUCGUAUGGGAGUGUAGAGAUACCUCAUCUUCUCGGUUUCUCUUGAAGGAAGGUUGGAGGAAGUUUUAGUAAUGUGCUUCUUUUUCUCAUCUCUCUGAAGCGAAUAGGGGAGGUUUAAUUUCUUUUCUUACGGCGGUCUAUUCUUGCUGGAAUUUCUGGCUUGAGACUUUAGAGUAAGCUCGAGUUCACAUAUAAAUUAGCAUCCAUAAAGUAGUUUCAUGCUCUGAAGCCCCUUUCAUUUGAUUACGGGAAUGAUCACAUUUACGGAUUCGAAGAAAGAAUCAAUGGCGGAUACCGAGAAAUGCCUAGAUUCUCAACUCUGGCAUGCCUGCGCGGGAGGGAUGGUGCAGAUGCCUCCGGUUAACUCAAAGGUCUACUACUUCCCUCAGGGUCAGGCGGAGCAUGCUUAUGGAAACGUCGAUUUUGGGAAUUCGCAAAGGAUUCCACCUUUCAUCCUCUGCCGAGUCGCUGCAGUGAAGUUCAUGGCAGAUCCAGAGACGGACGAAGUGUAUGCGAAGAUGAGAUUGGUUCCCAUUAGGAACAACGAAGCUGGCUACGACGAUGAUGGGGUUCUGGGAAGCAACGGCUCUGAGCUCCAAGAGAAGCCCGCGUCGUUUGCCAAGACCUUGACACAAUCAGAUGCUAAUAAUGGUGGAGGUUUUUCUGUUCCUCGUUAUUGUGCAGAAACAAUUUUCCCCCGCCUGGACUAUUCGGCCGAUCCCCCUGUUCAGACUGUCCUUGCCAAGGAUGUCCAUGGUGAGAUUUGGAAGUUCCGGCAUAUAUAUAGGGGAACCCCACGCCGUCACCUCCUGACGACGGGGUGGAGCACUUUCGUGAACCAGAAGAAGCUCGUUGCUGGGGAUUCAAUUGUCUUCUUAAGAACAGAGAAUGGGGACCUCUGUGUCGGAAUCCGGCGAGCAAAGAGAGGGGUUGGUGAUGGUCCGGAUUCACCAUCUGGAUGGAACCCGGCUGCUGGAAACUGUAUCUCACCAUACGGGAGUUUCUCUGUCUUCCUAAGAGAGGAUGAUAACAAGCUUAUGAGGAACCCCAAUAGUGGUAGUGCAAACUCGAAUGGUGGUUGGAGGGCAAGGGGAAGGUUUAGGGCUGAGUCUGUCAUUGAGGCUGCAAAUCUUGCUGCCAAAGGGCAAUCCUUUGAAGUUGUUUACUACCCAAGAGCCAGCACCCCGGAGUUUUGCGUGAAGGCCUCUGCUGUGAAGGCGGCAAUGCGAAUCCAGUGGUGUGCAGGGAUGAGGUUCAAGAUGGCAUUUGAGACGGAGGAUUCUUCACGGAUAAGCUGGUUCAUGGGAACAAUAUCUGCCGUUCAGGUUGCUGAUCCCAUCCGGUGGCCUAAUUCACCCUGGAGACUUCUCCAGGUAACUUGGGAUGAACCGGAUUUGCUGCAAAAUGUGAAGCGCGUCAGCCCAUGGCUGGUUGAAUUGGUAUCAAACAUGCCUGCCAUCCAAUUCUCUCCCUUUUCACCCGCAAGGAAGAAAUUGCGGCUCCCACAACAUCCAGAUUUUCCCCUCGACGGCCAAGUUCCUAUUCCGUCAUUUUCAGGCAACCCCCUUGGAUCCAGCAGCCCCUUGUGUUGUCUAUCGGACAGCACAACUGCAGGCAUACAGGGAGCCAGGCAUGCUCAAUUUGGUAUAUCCCUUUCAGAUCUCCACCUAAACAAACUGCAGUCGGGUCUGUUUUCAGCUGGUUUCCACCGGUUUGAUCAUGCUACCCCACCAUCAAGAAUAUCCAACAGCCUUGUUGUGGCCAAGUCUAAUGGCAGUGACAAUGUGUCAUGCUUGCUUACCAUGGGAAGUUCUGUUGCCCAGACUUCGAAAAAAUCAGAUGAUGGAAAGACACCCCAGUUCUUGCUCUUUGGACAACCUAUACUCACUGAGCAGCAGAUCUCUCUUAGCGGCUCCGGUGAUACAGUAUCACAGGGACUUACGGGGAACAGUUCGUCUGAUGGGAAUCAGGAGAAGGUGACAAACUUCUCAGAUGGUUCUGGAGCUGCACAUAAUCAACGUGGUAACUCAUGUGAAGGGAUUCCGUGGUACAAGGACCGGCCAACAAUGGAGCUUGGUUUGGAGACCGGUCACUGUAAGGUGUUUAUGGAAUCAGAAGAUGUGGGCAGGACUCUUGACCUCUCAGUUCUUGGGUCAUAUGAAGAGCUAUACAGGAGGCUGGCCAACAUGUUUAGCAUAGAGAAGUCGGAAACGCUGAGCCAUGUGCUCUACCGGGAUGCAACAGGUGCAGUCAAACACACCGGAGACGAACCAUUCAGUGAGUUCAUUAAAACCGCAAGAAGGCUGACAAUUCUAAUGGAUUCUGGCAGUGACAAUAUAGGAAGGACAUGGGUCACAGGGUUGCGGACUGCUGAAAAUGGACUUAGUAGCUCUCCUAAUAAGAUGGGCCCUCUAAGCAUAUUUGCUUAAGAUAGGAAUUUUUUAGGUUUUUGAUGCUGGAACUUGAAAUCAUUUCUCUUGAAGAACCACCUUUUUUUAUAUAUAUAUAUUUUUUUCUCCC
This is a messenger RNA of Macadamia integrifolia, 3434 nucleotides long. Its product is annotated as auxin response factor 18-like. The transcript is spliced from 6 exons. The record is from RefSeq and is a predicted model, not a curated record. Gene Ontology annotation, biological process: response to hormone; regulation of DNA-templated transcription. NCBI's taxonomy places the organism in Eukaryota, Viridiplantae, Streptophyta, Magnoliopsida, Proteales, Proteaceae. Gene Ontology annotation, cellular component: nucleus. Gene Ontology annotation, molecular function: protein binding; DNA binding. Bases 1166 to 3343 code for a protein of 725 amino acids.